AAAAAAAAAUAAUACUAAUAAAACUAAAAUAGUAAAGAAAAAGAAAAAUCAGUGCUGUUUUUAACAUUUCUCAUCUGGACACAUUGGGCAGCAACAUAUGGUAUCAUAGUGGUGGCUGACCUUCUCAUCCAUGGCUGCCUUUACCUCCUCUCUACUAAGGAGUGCCGUAACCAUCGGAGCUUUAGCCCCUUUCAAUCCAUUGAAGCAACGGAAUCCCUUUCGUCUAAUUCACUCAAAUUUCAAUCUUUCUACUCGCCAAUGUACUCGCAGAGCCAUAUCUAGUGUGAGAGCAACACAUGAUGAAGAAGCUUCUGCUAAAGCAGCUGCAACUGAAGCCAAUACUGGAGCUCCAACCAUAUUUGACAAGAUAAUUUCAAAAGAGAUCCCUUCUUCAAUCGUCUAUGAAGAUGAAAAAGUUCUUGCUUUUCGUGAUAUUAAUCCUCAAGCACCUGUUCAUGUUUUAGUAAUCCCAAAGCUCAGAGAUGGGUUAACAGAGCUUGGAAAGGCUGAAGCAAGACACGAAGAUAUAUUAGGGCAUCUUCUUCACGCAUCAAAAAUAGUAGCAGAAAAAGAAGGAAUUAUUGAUGGAUUUCGUGUAGUCAUCAACAGUGGUGCUACUGCAUGUCAGUCGGUUUACCAUCUUCACUUGCAUGUUCUUGGUGGGAGACAGAUGAAAUGGCCACCUGGCUAAUGUGAGGAUUUAAGUGUUUUAACAAAAUGUUUUUUUUUUCUUUUUUUUUUUUAAUUAUCAAUAAUAAUAAUUAAAAUCAAUGGCGAAUCAAGGAUCCAAAGUUAUCUGUAUAUUAACUUUUUACAUUUCCAUAGUCUUUAUUUCUUUGUUGCGGUUGAAGAUUUUUUGUUGUAAACUAAUUUGUAUGUUCAAUACACACAAAAACUAUGUUAAUCUUGA
This is a messenger RNA of Lactuca sativa (garden lettuce), 910 nucleotides long. RefSeq names its product 14 kDa zinc-binding protein. Gene Ontology annotation, molecular function: catalytic activity. The record is from RefSeq and is a predicted model, not a curated record. Lineage: Eukaryota; Viridiplantae; Streptophyta; Magnoliopsida; Asterales; Asteraceae.